Messenger RNA from Dictyostelium discoideum AX4, 360 nucleotides. RefSeq lists its product as hypothetical. The record is from RefSeq and is a predicted model, not a curated record. Bases 1 to 360 code for a protein of 119 amino acids. The transcript has a single exon. Lineage: Eukaryota; Evosea; Eumycetozoa; Dictyosteliales; Dictyosteliaceae.
AUGCAAAAAAUGGAAUUAGAAUUUAUUUUAAACAAUAAAAAACAACCAUUACAUUUAUUUGAAGGAAUUUUCUCAAGUUUUGGUAUAAACAAAGAAAAUGAAUUUUAUUAUAAUUAUUUAGAUUAUAAAAAUAAUAAUAAUACAAAAAAUGAUAAAAACUAUACAAAAUGUAAUAAAAUCAGAUUCAAUUGUAUUAAUGGUACACCAAUUAAUAAAUCAAAUGUUUCCAUAAUAGUAUCAUCAAAUAAUUUCUGUAAUUCUAUGAAACCAUCAAUUAUGAAUUGUAAUAAUACAUGUUCUGCCACUCUCGAUGAUUUAAAAUUUUUAUGUGAUCAAGAAUUUAUGGUUAUUGAAGAUUAA